AAUUGAAAACAACAACAACAACAAGAAGUAGCAAUGUAGCAGCACGCAGAAAAGAAGUCCGACGGCGCUAGACAGACAUGCUCUACUUUAACAUUGUCAAAAUCACAAACAACGUUAAACCAUUUCAAACAAGGUUUUUCACCACAACAACAACCUCUUGUAUAUUAAAUCUCUGCACUAAACCACAACACCUUCAACAAAUCCAUGCUAGAUUCAUCCUCCAUGGCCUCCACCAAAACUCUUCUCUUUCAUCCAAACUCAUGGAUUCUUAUUCCAAGUUUGGAUUCCUUAAUUUCUCCUACAAACUCUUCAACUUCACUCAAAACCCUGAUUCACUUCUCUACAAUGCAUUCCUUAAAAACUUGUUUCACUUUGGUCAAUAUCAAAAAAAUAUCCUUUUUUUCUAUAAACAAAUGGUUGAUAAAUCCAUGUGCCCAGAUGAAGAUUGUUGUUCAUCUCUUUUGAAAUCUUUUUUUUAUGUGUCUCAUCAAAAAGGGUUGAUGAUGAUGGUUCAUGGGCAUGUGGUGAAAUUGGGUAUGGAUGCAUUUGAUUUGGUGGGAAAUGCUUUGAUUGAGUUGUAUGGUUUUUUCAAUGGGAAUGAAUUGCUUGAAAGAAAAUCUGUAACAGGAUUGAAUUAUUGGAAUAAUUUGAUUUAUGAGGCUUAUGAAAGUGGGAAAAUUGUCGAAAGCUUUCAAAUUUUUUGUAGGAUGAGAAAAGAGAAUAAUAUGCAACCCAAUUCAGUUACUGUGAUUAAUUUGUUAAGGGCUAGUGUUGAAUUGAACUCGUUGAAGACGGGGAAACUUCUUCAUUCUUUGGUUGUUGUGAGCAAUUUGUGUGAGGAACUAACUGUGAAUACUGCACUGUUGUCAAUGUAUGCUAAAUUGGGUAGUUUAGAAAAUGCAAGAAUGAUGUUUGAGAAAAUGCCUGAGAAGGACGUUGUAGUCUGGAACAUAAUGAUUUCAGCAUAUUCUGGGAAAGGUUGCCCUAAGGAAUCCUUAGAACUUGUGUAUUCUAUGGUUAGAUCAGGGGUUAGACCUGAUAUGUUCACAGCAAUUCCCGCAAUUUCUUCAAUAGCGCAGUUAAAGUUUAAUAAGUGGGGAAAGCAAAUGCAUGCUCAAGUCAUAAGAAACGGUUCAGAUUAUCAGGUUUCUGUUCAUAAUUCUCUUAUUGACAUGUAUUCCACGUGUGAUGACUUAAGUUUAGCGCGGAAGAUUUUCGGUUUGAUAACGGACAAGACUGUAGUUUCAUGGAGUGCAAUGAUCAAAGGGUAUGCAAUGAAUGGAAAUUGUCUCGAGGCUCUUUCUUUAUUCAUAGAAAUGAAGUUGAGUGGCACUAAAGUUGACUUCAUAAUAGUCAUUAACAUCUUGCCUGCUUUUGCAAAGAUAGGGGCAUUGCAUUACGUAAGAUACUUACAUGGAUACUCAUUGAAAACCAAUCUCGAUUCACUCAAAUCUCUUAAGACAUCAUUUCUUAGUAGCUAUGCAAAAUGUGGUUGUAUAGAGAUGGCAAGAAAGCUUUUUGAUGAAGAGAAAAAUAGCCAUAAAGAUAUAAUUGCAUGGAACUCUAUGAUCACUGCAUAUUCUAACCAUGGAGAGUGGUUUCAAUGUUUUCAAUUGUACGACCAAAUGAAACUAUCAAAUGUUAAACCAGAUCAAGUAACAUUUCUCGGGAUGCUCACAGCUUGUGUUAAUUCCGGCCUUGUGGAAAAGGGCAAGGAGAUUUUCAAGGAGAUGGUGAAACUUUAUGGUUACCAACCAAGUAAGGAACAUAAUGCUUGUAUGGUCGAUCUAUUAGGACGUGCUGGAAAAAUCAAUGAAGCGAGCAAAAUAAUAGAAACUCAUCAAUUGAAUUCAGAUGCGAGGGUUUAUGGCCCCUUGUUGAGUGCAUGUAAGAUGCAUGAAUCAGAAACCGAUUUUGCAGAACUUGCUGCUGAGAAGCUCAUAAAUAUGGAACCUAAAAACGCUGGCAACUAUGUAUUGCUAUCGAAUAUAUAUGCUGCAGCAGGAAAAUGGGACAAAGUUGCUAAAAUGAGGAGUUUUCUAAGAGAUAGAGGACUAAAGAAAACACCAGGUUGUAGCUGGGUAGAGUUGAAUGGACAAUUGCAUGAGUUUCGUGUUGCGGAUCAAUCUCAUCCAAAAUCAGGAGAUAUAUAUUCAGUAUUGAAAGUACUGGAGUCUGAAGCAGGCAUGGAGGAUGAGAUUAUUGACCUCUUUUACGAACCUCCUACUAUUUUGGGGAUGUGAAUUGCAUAUCAAUCACAUCUUUAAGAGAUGAUAACUUGAUAAGCUAAAUACACCAGACACUGUAACGUUUAUGAUAUUUUGAUGGUUAUUAUAUCAUUGUUACACACAGUUAUAGUAGCUUUAAGAUUAAUCCCACUUUUUAAGAGCUAAUUAAUUAUUUUCAGUUAACAUUAGUUAGCUAUAUGAAUAAUAUAUACCCCUGUAUUGAGAGCCAUAGUCACUCAAUUUCAUUCUUGUAAUUUUCAGAUUAAAUUAAGAGAUUUUCUCUCACUUUC
Trifolium pratense (red clover) is the source of this 2518-nucleotide messenger RNA. Its product is annotated as pentatricopeptide repeat-containing protein At1g11290, chloroplastic-like. The coding region runs from base 78 to 2243 and encodes 721 amino acids. The record is from RefSeq and is a predicted model, not a curated record. The transcript has a single exon. Gene Ontology annotation, molecular function: RNA binding; protein binding. NCBI's taxonomy places the organism in Eukaryota, Viridiplantae, Streptophyta, Magnoliopsida, Fabales, Fabaceae. Gene Ontology annotation, biological process: RNA modification.